This is a messenger RNA of Funneliformis geosporum, 333 nucleotides long. NCBI's taxonomy places the organism in Eukaryota, Fungi, Glomeromycota, Glomeromycetes, Glomerales, Glomeraceae. The record is from the annotation of a GenBank genome assembly.
AUGAUGAGAAAGACAUUAAAUGAGCAAAUAAAAUUCUUAAAAGAAUGUCUGGAAAGAAUUGAGAAGAGAAAGGAUAGGAAGAUUGAUCUAAUAGAAUGUAUAUUAACAGCAGAAAAGGCAUCAAAAUCUAAAGCCCUGUCUAGGUCUCUAUCUAGGACUGCAUCCAAUAAAAAUGAUGUUCAAAGUAAUGAAAGUAAAAAGGAUCACUUUCGCCUUAUUACUCCAGAUUUUCUUACAGAAGAUGUUAACGACGAUAGAUCCAUCACAGGCAUUAUACCAAAUCAUAAUAAAAAAGAAAGCAUUGAUGAUCUGUUUUGCCUAUAUUGGUUAAAA